This is a messenger RNA of Rhodotorula graminis WP1, 1583 nucleotides long. RefSeq names its product carbohydrate esterase family 4 protein. Lineage: Eukaryota; Fungi; Basidiomycota; Microbotryomycetes; Sporidiobolales; Sporidiobolaceae. Gene Ontology annotation, cellular component: membrane. Bases 91 to 1329 code for a protein of 412 amino acids. The record is from RefSeq and is a predicted model, not a curated record. The transcript is spliced from 10 exons. Gene Ontology annotation, molecular function: chitin deacetylase activity. Gene Ontology annotation, biological process: carbohydrate metabolic process.
GUCGACCGCACCACCGAGCAGAGCGAGCGCCUCAUCCUCGACCCGAACCAGGAGUGCGCCGCGUAUGGCUACGAGCCGGUCAACGACAUCAUGCCGUCCUACCCGCCUAUCUGGGCAACCGGCACGAUGCAGUACGCGGGCGUGCCGCAGGACGCGACCGACAUGUUCAACAGCAUCAAGGCGGGCAUCCCCAACAUCGCGCCGCGCGGCACUCGUGCAGGCGACAUGACCGGCGUCGUCUACGACGAUAACGCAGACCCGGCGUGCUGGUGGACAGACACUCGGUGCACCUCGCCCAAGCUCAAGGGCCUCCAGCCCGACGUGACGAGCUGCCCGGAGCCGAACAGCUGGGGCUUCACGCUCGACGACGGCCCGAACUGCAGUCACAACGCCUACUUUGACUACCUCGAGUCGAUCAAGAUGAAGGCGACGUUAUUCUACAUCGGCUCGAACGUUCUCGACUGGCCGCUCGAGGCGCAGCGCGGUCUGGCUGACGGUCACGAGAUCUGCUCGCACACCUGGUCGCACCCUUACAUGACCUCGAUGACCGACGAGCAAGCCUUCGCCGAGCUCUACUUCUCGAAGAAGGCGAUCAAGGACAUCCUCGGCAUCACGGUCCGGUGCUGGCGCCCGCCUUACGGUGACGUCGACGACCGCAUUCGCUGGAUCGCGCAGGCCCUCGACAUGCAGACCGUCAUUUGGACCGACGACACGUUCGACUACGACUGGGUCACGCUCGGCAAGGACGCGAUCCGCAAGAACUACCAGGCCAUCUUCGACAAGCAGACGGCGGGCAAGUACGACUCGGCCGGCGCCAUCGUCCUCACGCACGAGAUCGACGGCGGCACGAUGGAGCUCUCGCAGGAGAUGCUGCCGCAGAUGAUGAAGCAGUUCACGGGCGGCGUCAUGCCCGUCGGCGUCUGCAUGAACAACACCCAGCCAUACGUCGAGACGAGCGCCUACACGUACCCCAACUACGACCAGUGGAUGGCCGGCACCCGCUCGAUCUCGGUCGCCUCCCCGACCGCGACGGGCAAGGUCGGUGAGACGCUCGUCUUCCUCACGGGCUCGGCCGCUCCGACUACCUCGGCCGCCGGCUCGUCGGUGUCUACCUCGCCCUCGUCGUCCGCUGCGCAGGCGACGUCGAUGUCGAGCGGCAUGUCGCGCUCGGCGACCUCGAGCGCGAGCGCCAACGCGAGCGCGAGCUCGGCGGCGGCAGCGCAGGCCGCCGCGCAGAAGUCGCACAGCGGUGUCUCGUCCGACCGCGCCGUCCUGAGUGUCGCUGCGGUCCUCGUCGGUGCUCUCGCCGGUGCGGCGGCCCUCCUCUAGGCGGUCGGGCGAAUCGUCGUCUUCCUCCCUCCCCUUCCCGCCCCUCUUCCUCUCCGCCCCUCGCAUCGAGUAGACUUGUAGAAUCCCCUCCAUCGUCUCUCCCUUCCCUCUCGCUCUUCGAUACCCUCUCGCUCUUCGAUACCCUCUCGCUCUCUCGCCUCGCUCAUACCCUCACACGGACACUCCCCCUUCCCUCUCUUUUGGACAUUCUUCGUUUAUAGAUCGGCAUCGCUGCACUCGAGCUCUUCCUCGUC